AUGGUAGUGAUAGCACUGAUUGUGACUCCAAGAUAUUUGCAAGCAGGUGAUAUCAUACUUGGUGGCAUUACAUCUCAGGUAUUUGUGCUUUUUGAACCCCAUGGCUUCAAUGAACACCCACAUCAUUCAUUGAUAGAUGAAACCCUCACACUGGCCAAGAACUACCAGCAUACCUUGGCUGUGGUUUUUGCUGUACAGGAGAUCAAUGAAAGCCCCUGGCUCCUACCCAACAUCACUUUGGGCAUCAUCAUCUAUGACAGCUACUUUAAUGCAAGGUGGACCUAUCAUAAUACAAUGAAAUUGCUCUCCACACAGAACAGAUUUCUCCCUAACUACAAAUGUGGCAUGCAGGAUGUAUUAAUAUCAGUCAUUGGGGGGCUUUCUGCUGAAACCUCCAUUCAUAUGGCAACCAUGCUUGGCAUCUACAAAGUUCCACAGUUCAUCUAUGGCUCUGCUUCAGGGAUGAAUGAAAGAACUGAAAGCCGUUUCUUCUACCCCAUGGUCCCAAAUGAAGCCUAUCAAGAUGUUGGCAUUCUGAAGCUACUUCUGCAUUUCAGGUGGACAUGGGUUGGGGUCCUUGCUACAGAUGAUGCCAAUGGAGAAAGGUUUGUGCAGUCCAUUCUUGCUGCUGCCCCCCAGAAAGGCAUCUGUUUCGCCUUUUUGGAACGAAUUAAAUUAGCUUCAUUCAGUCGUUUUGAUGAGAUAUUAAAGGGGAUGGAGAAAAUCUAUAGUACUACCAUGAGGAACAUUGCCAAUGCAUUAAUCAUCUAUGAAGAACACAUACUAAAUUUGAGAUGGCUGCUUUAUUUACCAGAAGUUGAAAUGGUUCCAGCACCUAAAGGUAAAGUAUGGAUUCUGACAGCCCAGAUGGAGCUUGCAUCAUUGCCUUUUCAAAGGAGCUGGGCUAUAGAAACCAUCCAUGGAGCUCUGUCUUUCAAAAUACACUCCCAUGAACUGCUAGAAUUCCAAAAGUUUCUCCAGAUUAGAAACCCUUUCAUGACAGAAGAAGAUGGGUUUAUUAGGGACUUUUGGCAACAAGCUUUUGAUUGUGUAUUUCCAAAUAAUUUUUUAAACAAAGAAACAGAGAAACUUUGCACUGGGACAGAGAAACUAGAGAGUCUUCCUCAGUCUUUUUUUGAAUUGAGCAUGAUUGGCCACAGCUACAGUAUCUACAAUGCUGUUUAUAUUGUAGCACAUGCCUUGCAUGCAAUGCAAGAAGUACAACCCAAACACAGACAAAACAGGAAUGGGUGGAGGCUCAAUCUUCUGGAUCACCAACCGUGGCAGCUCCACCACUUUCUGAAAAAAAUUUCAUUUAACAACAGUGCUGGAGAAAUGGUUUCUUUUGACAAGAAUGGGGAACUAAUCGCUGGAUUUGAUCUUAUAAACUGGGUCACUUUCCCAAACCAGUCCUUUCGCAGAGUGAAAGUUGGAAGACUGGAUCCACAGGCUCUACCUGACAAAGAGCUCACUAUCUGUGAUGAUGCUAUCAUAUGGCAUAGCAGUUUUAAUGAGGUUUUACCUCUUUCUGUCUGUUCGAGCAGCUGUUACCCUGGUUUUAGGAAGAAAAUUAAAGAAGGGGAAGCAUUUUGCUGCUUUGGUUGUAUUCCAUGUCCAAAAGGGAAGAUUUCAAGUCAGUCAGACACAGAUGACUGUUAUAAAUGCCCAUAUGAUCAGUACCCAAACAAGGACCAGGAUUCAUGCAUCUCCAAACAUAGAACCUUCCUUUCUUAUGAAGAGUCCUUGGGGAUUGCUUUAGCCAUUUUGGCAAUUUUCUUUUCUAUAUUCACAGCUUUGGUUCUAGGAACAUUUUUGAAGCAUCAUGACACACCCAUUGUCAAAGCCAACAACCAGAACCUCACCUACACUCUCCUUGUCUCUCUUCUGCUCUGCUUCCUUUGUGCUUUGCUGUUCAUUGGCCAACCUGACAAAGUGGCCUGUGUCCUCCGACAAACUGCCUUUGGCAUCAUUUUCUCAGUAGCAGUUUCUUGUGUCCUGGCAAAGACACUCACUGUGAUUCUGGCUUUCAUGGCUACCAAACCGGGAAGCGGGAUGAGGAAGUGGGUGGGGAAAAGAAUGGCCGCCUUCAUUGUUCUUUCCUGCUCCCUUAUCCAAACAGGCAUUUGCGCUGUGUGGCUGGCAACCUCUCCUCCAUUCCCAGAUGAUGACAUGUAUUCAUUGACUAAAGAAAUCAUACUGGAAUGCAAUGAGGGGUCUGCGAUUAUGUUUUACUGUAUCUUGGGCUACAUGGGCUUCCUGGCCAUUGUCAGCUUCACUGUGGCUUUCUUUGCCAGGAAGUUACCUGACAGUUUCAAUGAAGCCAAAUUCAUCACUUUCAGCAUGUUGGUAUUUUGCACUGUUUGGUUAUCCUUUGUUCCAACAUACUUGAGCACGAAGGGAAAAUACAUGGUAGCUGUGGAGAUUUUCUCUAUCUUGGCCUCCAGUGCUGGCUUACUGGGUUGUAUCUUUCUUCUGAAAUGUUACAUUAUUGUACUCAGACCUAAGCUGAAUAACAGGGAUCAAAUAAUGAAAAAAAGAUGA
Molecule: messenger RNA, 2541 nt
Organism: Eublepharis macularius
Lineage: Eukaryota; Metazoa; Chordata; Lepidosauria; Squamata; Eublepharidae
Product: vomeronasal type-2 receptor 26-like
Exons: 8
Coding region: 1-2541 (846 amino acids)
Biological process (GO): G protein-coupled receptor signaling pathway
Cellular component (GO): membrane
Molecular function (GO): G protein-coupled receptor activity
Source: RefSeq, a predicted model, not a curated record